CCUUCUUCAAGCUUCACUUCACACAGCUAUCAAGUUGUAUUCCAUCAUGGAGGAACAAGUGAACCGUCUAGUAGAAAAUACCUGGACUAAAUUCCAAUCCACACCUCCCACCCAGCGCCUCUUAAUCGCCAUAUCCGGAAUCCCAGGCUCAGGCAAAACCACCCUCGCAACAACAGUAACCACCCGUCUCAAUGCCCUCUCGUCCGCCCUCCACGGCAAAACAGCAACACACCCAAUAGCAUCCUACAUCCCCAUGGACGGCUACCACUUCACCCGUGCCCAGCUGUCUGCCAUGCCCGACCCAGAGGCCGCGCACGCUCGUCGAGGCGCAGCAUUCACAUUUGAUUCUUCCUCCCUGCGCUCCCUCAUCACCCAGCUCCGCGCCCCCUUAACACCGUCCACGCCAACCUACUUCGCACCUUCAUUCGACCAUGCAAUUAAAGACCCCGUUGAAAACGAUAUCCCCAUCGCCCCAACCUCCAGGAUCCUGGUAUUUGAAGGGAAUUAUUUGAGUCUUGGGAAAGGAGAGUGGAAAGAGAUUGCGGAGCUGAUGGAUGAAUUGUGGUUUGUGGAGGUUGAAGAGGAGGUUGCAGGAAGCAGGUUGGUGCCGAGACAUGUUAAGGCUGGCAUUGCGAAGGAUGAGGAGAGUGCGUGGAAGAGGGUGUGGGAGAAUGAUUUGGUUAAUGGGAGGGAGAUUGUGGAGGGGAGGGUAGAGGUUACGGAGGUGGUUGUUAGUAGGGAGGAUGAGGGGUGGAGGCCGAAAUAAAAGUAGGCUGGGGUUGGAGCCGGGAAGGGAAAGGAGGGUUGGAGAGUGUGAAGUCCAUGGAGAGAAAUACGAAAGAGUUAGAGAAGAGGGUCAUAUAGUUAUGAUCAAG
Molecule: messenger RNA, 875 nt
Organism: Hyaloscypha bicolor E
Lineage: Eukaryota; Fungi; Ascomycota; Leotiomycetes; Helotiales; Hyaloscyphaceae
Product: phosphoribulokinase/uridine kinase
Exons: 3
Coding region: 47-766 (239 amino acids)
Cellular component (GO): cytoplasm
Molecular function (GO): kinase activity; ATP binding
Source: RefSeq, a predicted model, not a curated record